Malus domestica (apple) is the source of this 2706-nucleotide messenger RNA. The record is from RefSeq and is a predicted model, not a curated record. NCBI's taxonomy places the organism in Eukaryota, Viridiplantae, Streptophyta, Magnoliopsida, Rosales, Rosaceae.
AAUUAACCUGCAAAGAUGAACCUAAUUUGUACUGGAUGGUUUUUUAUUUUUUCUGCAGGUAUAAAGGAGUUUGAGGCAAGGUGGAUUGGUUGGGCCGGGGUAAAUGUGCCGGAUGAAAUUGGACAGAAGGCACUUACUAGAGCUCUCGCUGAGAAGAGAUGUAUCCCAGUUUUUCUUGACGAGGAGAUUGUUCAUCAAUAUUACAAUGGCUAUUGCAAUAAUAUUUUGUGGCCCCUUUUCCAUUACCUUGGACUUCCACAAGAAGACCGACUUGCCACCACCCGGAGUUUCCAGUCACAGUUUGCUGCAUAUAAGAAGGCAAAUCAAAUGUUUGCCGACGUGGUUAAUGAGCACUACGAAGAGGGUGAUGUAGUUUGGGUCCAUGAUUACCAUCUUAUGUUUCUUCCAAAAUGCUUGAAGGAUUACAAUAGUAAAAUAAAAGUUGGUUGGUUUCUCCACACCCCUUUUCCUUCUUCUGAAAUCCAUAGGACGUUGCCAUCACGAUCAGAACUACUCCGUUCAGUUCUUGCAGCUGAUUUAGUUGGUUUUCACACUUACGACUAUGCACGACACUUUGUUAGUGCUUGCACUCGCAUUCUUGGACUUGAGGGCACACCUGAAGGAGUUGAGGAUCAAGGAAGGCUUACUCGAGUGGCUGCGUUUCCUAUUGGAAUAGAUUCAGACCGCUUCAUACGUGCACUUGAUGUUCCUCAAGUACAAGAACACAUUAAGGAAUUGAAAGAACGGUUCGCUGGGCGAAAGGUAAUGCUAGGUGUUGAUCGCCUUGAUAUGAUUAAAGGGAUUCCUCAGAAGAUACUGGCUUUUGAAAAGUUUCUUGAGGAAAACCCAACUUGGCGUGACAAAGUGGUUUUGCUGCAAAUUGCGGUGCCAACAAGAACGGAUGUUCCAGAGUAUCAAAAACUUACAAGCCAGGUUCAUGAAAUUGUUGGCCGAAUAAAUGGAAGAUUUGGAACUUUGACUGCUGUCCCAAUACAUCACCUGGAUCGUUCUCUUGACUUUCAUGCGUUGUGUGCACUAUAUGCUGUAACUGAUAUAGCACUUGUCACAUCUCUGAGGGACGGAAUGAAUCUUGUCAGUUAUGAGUUUGUGGCAUGCCAGGAUGCAAAGAGAGGGGUCCUUAUUCUUAGUGAGUUUGCUGGUGCCGCACAGUCUUUAGGUGCUGGAGCAAUUCUAGUGAACCCGUGGAACAUCACAGAGGUUGCCAAUUCAAUUGCUCAAGCAUUGAAUAUGCCCUCUGAAGAAAGAGAGAAGCGACACAAGCAUAAUUUUUUACACGUGACAACCCACACUGCACAGGAAUGGGCCGAAACUUUUGUAAGUGAACUGAACGAUACUGUUGUAGAGGCACAAUUACGGACCAGACAGGUGCCGCCACCACUUCCAAACAAGGACGCAAUUCAAAGUUAUUUGCAAGCAAAUAAUCGAUUGAUCAUACUGGGAUUCAACGUGACAUUGACUGAACCGGUGGACACACCUGAGAGACGAGGUGAUCAAAUAAAAGAAAUGGAACUUAAACUGCACCCCGAAUUGAAAGAAACCUUGUCAGCACUCGCCAAUGAUCCGACAACAACUAUUGUCGUCAUCAGUGGGAGUGACAGAUAUGUCUUAGAUGAUAACUUUGGGGAGCUUGAUAUGUGGUUGGCAGCUGAAAACGGGAUGUUUUUACGCCUUACAAAGGGAGAAUGGAUGACAACAAUGCCUGAACAUUUGAAUAUGGAAUGGGUUGACAGUGUGAAGCAUGUUUUUGAAUAUUUCACAGAGAGAACACCACGAUCACAUUUUGAUAAACGUGAAACUUCCCUUGUGUGGAAUUAUAAAUAUGCAGAUGUUGAUUUUGGAAGACUUCAAGCAAGAGAUAUGCUGCAGCAUCUCUGGACUGGCCCGAUUUCUAAUGCCUCUGUUGAUGUUGUUCAAGGUAGCCGGUCUGUUGAGGUUCGAGCAGUUGGUGUGACAAAGGGUGCAGCAAUUGACCGUAUAUUGGGAGAGAUAGUUCACAGUAAAUCCAUGACGUCCCCCAUUGAUUAUGUGCUGUGUAUUGGACAUUUUCUUGGCAAGGAUGAAGAUGUGUACACCUUUUUCGAGCCAGAUCUUCCGUUUGAGCCGAUUGGUCUUCCAAGAACCAAGAUAUCCGAUGGACUAAAACCAAACGAGAGAAGAUCUUCUUUGAAGGCUCCGGCAAUCAAAGGCGGGUCAAAAUCAUCUCAGAGCAAGGCGCAACGGCUUGUACCAAACUCUGAGAAGAAAAAUGCAAAUCAUAACACCACGAAUCCACGAUGGCCAUCUCCAGAAAAGAUUUCGUGGAACGUACUUGAUCUGAAGAAGGAGAACUACUACUCUUGCUCUGUGGGGCGGACUCGCACAAAUGCUCGCUAUCUACUUCAGUCCUCGGAUGAUGUUGUCUCGUUUCUGAAGGAACUGGCCGGUGCAUCUUCCGCAAGCGUUUCAUCUUCCGAUUGAGAGAUAUAAUGCUCUAAGAUUUCUCGAAAGUGUAGCUUCAUAUGCUUCUGAGUGCUAUUACAUCGUAGAUAUUUCUAAUGCUUCAAUUGAAGUGUUAGAUUGAGUGAUAGAGUAGGUAUUGAAAGCAUCUAAACCAGUGACAAUCAAAGACUUGGGAAGAGGAAGAAGAAAAAAAAACACACCACACGAAGUAAUAUCCUUACUCAAAUAUGCAGUUCUUUUGCUUCA